Paraphaeosphaeria sporulosa is the source of this 1845-nucleotide messenger RNA. RefSeq lists its product as uncharacterized. The transcript has 2 exons. The record is from RefSeq and is a predicted model, not a curated record. Lineage: Eukaryota; Fungi; Ascomycota; Dothideomycetes; Pleosporales; Didymosphaeriaceae. Bases 177 to 1679 code for a protein of 500 amino acids.
GAGUCAUGACGGGAGUAUAGCAACUUCACCGGGUCGCCAUGGCCGACCUGACAUGCGCGAUGCUGCCGAAAGGAGAACUCUGCAUGGCCAUAAUCAAGCAUCAUCCGGGAACACGAGGAGUAAGUGUGUGCCGCGCUUUCUCACCGAUCAGACGCACCUAGUAAUACGGCCAGCUAAUGUCCUUCAAAGGUAGACGCCAGCAAAGCAAUAGCCUCGACGCUAAUGAUACUGAGGAGAAUCUCCUGGAUACGAAGAGAAGGAGGUUGUUGCGACAGAGCGACUGGGCGGGUCUGACGCGACCGAAGCUUCUGAUGUUGAAUUUCCAAGCCCAACGAGGACGGGACGAGAUAGGCAAACGCAGAAAGACCAGCCACCACAACGCAUUGACCAUGCACGAGGACCCUUCUAGGCUCGUGCCACUACCAGAAGCUGGCACCCGCCGACAGCUCGGCGGUGGCGCCCGUCAACACCACGAUAUCAAAGUUCGCAUUGGUAGCGAUGCAUUGACGAACAGGACAACUGUGCACACUUCCCCGCAAGCUCAAGCAUCUGCCACAUGGGACGAAGUCUCGUCUGAGGAGAUGACCUCGGGCAAUGCUGCUCUGCAUAGAGCUGCCCCAAAGCCGGGGCAGCAGGCAGAUCCAAACGCUCGUAGGUUCGUGGGGGCGCCGACGCACGCCCUUCACCCUCGAAAUUCGACGUGGGGGGUAAUGCCGCGGAACCAGCAGCUUCACUACGUUGGCGGUUCUGCAGGCAGUAUGCGCGUUGGGCUAAAUGAAGACUCCAACGCAUCGCCUAAUGACCAGAGCGUCGUCAGUUCGUCUGCUGAAGAUCAUGUCAGCGCGAACAAAAGGGGUGAAGUCUCGAACUACUGUAUCACGCAGCAGGUUGAAGGCACUACCCGCUCAUUGCGCCUCACUUUCGACGCGGCGACCGAGUUUUCAGCCAUGGCCCCAAUAGAGAACGCGUCCUCGUGCAACCUGAUCGGUGAAUCGAAUCAUAACCACUAUACCGCUAAUGCAGCGGUGACAGAAUCCGGCCAUGUCCAAAUGGAAGCAGGAGCCGCCGGUAAUGCUGAACCCAGGCCCCCUCAUGAUAUCGACGAGGGUCCUUGGAUGACUUUUCUCCCAGUCCAGGCGAACAGUUCCAGUCUUUCGGUCGCAGACGAUCUAUCUGCACUCAAUCGGGCACAUGAUCGGCCGGCAAUACACCCCCUAUCUAAUUCUGCGUCGUGGUCACAGCGAGCUACUCAAGGAGCUCGAGCGUUAGCUGAUGCGUCCCUGUGCGUCUCUCCGUGUUUGCCUUCUAUCACACAAAAAUGCGAGAAGGACGAGCUACGAGAACAUGUGCAUGCGGGACCCGGAAGGUCGGAACGUUCAGAGAAGCAUAUCGACGGGAACGACGAGUUCUGGCAAAGACUCGUGUUCGGGAGUGACAAGCUCGACUCAACAGAUGGAAGACCUGAGGCAACAAGCCCAGACAAGGUGAUUAUGGACGAAAGGAGAAUUGUUCCGUUUGUGGCCGUGUCACGUAGCUCUACACCGUUCGAUCCGCUCCAUGGUCCUGGCUUUUGCGUAAGCGACAGUACACAAGCUGCAGCAACCCGUGCGCCACUCGUAACGUCUUCAGGGUCCAUGUUGCCCAUAAUCACCUCAUCGACAGCUCCACGGUCGCGAUAGCCUAAGCAAGGAGCGUGGAGAUACAGCUGGGAUUGAGGACAGCCGUUUCGGAUCGCAAGUUUCGGUGACUCAGCACGAGCAAUCCGCAUUGGCUUGCAAUGUGAGCGAGGCCGCUAGAUUGACGGUGUCGGGCCUACUCGUAUGAGCAAAAUGGACGUGCAACGUA